Echinops telfairi (small Madagascar hedgehog) is the source of this 219-nucleotide messenger RNA. Its product is annotated as ragulator complex protein LAMTOR4-like. The record is from RefSeq and is a predicted model, not a curated record. Lineage: Eukaryota; Metazoa; Chordata; Mammalia; Afrosoricida; Tenrecidae. Gene Ontology annotation, molecular function: guanyl-nucleotide exchange factor activity. The transcript has a single exon. Gene Ontology annotation, biological process: cellular response to amino acid stimulus; positive regulation of TOR signaling. Bases 1 to 219 code for a protein of 72 amino acids. Gene Ontology annotation, cellular component: lysosome; Ragulator complex.
AUGCUGAGUGAAGGCACAGCGCUGGCAGUGGCUGGGGCUCUAGAGAAGGAUGAACAGCCAGCCAGAGCCCUCUCUGAGCUGGUCGCCACUGCGUGUGGUCCCCAACGACACCAGGGCAUGGACGUACCCUUCAAACGCCUCUCUGUGGUCUUUCAAGAACAUACUCUGCCGGGGACCAUGCUGGGACAGAGGGUGUUUGUGGCGAAGAGGCAGAACUGA